GGGCGACGAGAAGCUGUUCCCACAAUUCCAUAGCAGCAGAGGAGAUGGUGGCCAGCGGUGGCACCGACAGCCAUGCCGUUGAUGCUGCUUCUGCGGCACCUGCAGGUGACCAGAAGAAGCUGGAUGCCGGAGCUCUUUUUGUUCUCCAGUCCAAAGGCUCAUGGCUGCACUGCGCCUACCAUCUCACCACCUCCAUCGUCUCCCCGGCGCUGCUCAGCCUCCCCUUGGCGUUCGCGUCGCUCGGGUGGGCGUCGGCCGUGGCGUGCCUCGUCAUGGGCGCCGCCGUCACAUUCUACUCCUACAACCUCCUCUCCCUCGUUCUCGAGCACCACGAUCAGCUCGGCCGCCGCCAACUGCGAUUCAGGGACAUGGCCCACGACAUCCUCGGGCCAAAAUGGGGUCGUUACUAUGUUGCCCCAAUUCAGUUCACAAUAUGCUUUUCUACAGUUUUUGGUGUAGGCCUACUGGGAGGACAAAGCUUGAAGUCCAUAUACCUGAUUGCAAGGCCGGAAGGCACGAUGAAAUUUUAUGAGUUCGUGGCCAUCUUCGGGGUAUUCAUGAUGGUCCUGGCGCAGAUCCCCUCCUUCCACUCCCUCAGGCAUGUCAACCUCAUCUCUCUAGUGCUCUGCUUGGCGUACAGUGCAUGUGCCACUGCAGGUUCCAUUCAUGCAGGACACUCGGCUGGUGCACCACCGAGAGACUACUCUCUUUCAAGUGAUAGCCAAGACCGUAUCUUCGGCAUAUUCAGUGGCAUUGCAAUCAUCGCAACCACCUACGGCAAUGGUAUCAUUCCAGAGAUACAGGCAACAGCAGCUCGUCCUGUAACAGGAAAGAUGUUCAAAGGCCUUUGUCUCAGCUACGUGAUCGUGAUAAUGACAUUCUUCAGUGUGGCAAUAUCGGGGUACUGGGCAUUUGGCAACCAAGCUGAAGGCUCCAUCCUUGCCAACUUCAUUCUGAAGAACAGCUCAACUUUAGUUCCAAAGUGGUUCCUCGUGAUGACCAAUUUGUUUGUUCUUCUCCAACUAGCUGCUGUAGGAGUGGUAUACUUGCAGCCAUCAAAUGAGAUACUUGAGGGGUUGUUUGCUGACCCAACCAAGGAUCAAUACUCUGCGCGGAACAUUGUGCCAAGGCUCAUCUUCCGGUCACUAUCCAUCGCCAUAGCAACUCUCAUAGCAGCGAUGCUCCCUUUCUUUGGUGCCUUCAAUGCAGCCAUUGGUGCUUUUGGGUUCCUGCCCCUUGAUUUUGCAGUGCCAUCAGUUAUGUACAACAUCACCUUCAAACCUUCAAAGAGAGGCCUGCUUUUUUGGUUGAACACCACCAUAGCCAUAGUAUUCUCGAUACUGUCAGUGCUGGGUUCCAUUUCUGCAGUGCGGCAGAUCGUUCUGGAUGCCAAGACCUAUAAACUUUUUGCUAAUGUAUGAAACCCAUGAACCUGUCAUAGUAA
Messenger RNA from Musa acuminata subsp. malaccensis (wild Malaysian banana), 1444 nucleotides. Its product is annotated as GABA transporter 1-like. Lineage: Eukaryota; Viridiplantae; Streptophyta; Magnoliopsida; Zingiberales; Musaceae. Gene Ontology annotation, cellular component: membrane. The record is from RefSeq and is a predicted model, not a curated record. Gene Ontology annotation, biological process: amino acid transmembrane transport. Gene Ontology annotation, molecular function: amino acid transmembrane transporter activity.